ACUUUGUCAAAUCUAAUUAUUCAUGGAAUGAUUUGCACUUGUAUUAUAUUUUACGCCAAAAUCAUUUAAUUUUUGUCCUAUACAAUAUGGUGUUUUCAAAUAUACACCCAAUGUACUAUUAUUUGGAUUUAUUUAGUGGUUAGUUAGCCACCGGAAUUGACCAUUAUUAUUGGUUCACUGAUCAUCAAAGAAAAAAAAAAGAAUAUUAAGUUCACAAAUCUUCAAAGGCAUAAUUCAAAAAAAUCUUAUUACUGUUAUUCACGUAUCACUGCAAGACAUAAGCUUCACUUCAAAUUACUCAGUUUCAAUCCUCCACUCUCUUCCCUAUUCUUACCAUGGCAGCAGAAAUGGUUACAGGGGCUCUUGUGUCUACUUUCGCUGAGAGGACUAUCGACACUUUGGCUUCACGUUUUGUGGACAUAUUCCGUGCAAGAAAAAACAAUAAGAAGCAACUCAGCCACUUGAAGAUGAAGCUCCUAGCCAUUGAUGUUGUGGCUUUUGAUGCAGAACAAAAGCAGUUCAUAGAUCCACGUGUCAGAGAUUGGCUUCUCAGGGCCAAAGAUGUUGUGUUUGAUGCAGAGGAUCUCUUGGAUGAGAUAGAUUAUGAACUCUCCAAAAGCCAAGUGAAAGCUGAGUCUCAUAGCACUUCUAAGAAGGUGUGGAAUUCCUUCAAAUCUUCUUUUGUCAGUUUAUUUGUAAAUGAGAUUGAAUCCAGGUUAUAAAUUGUCAAACACAUCUUUGCCAAAUGAAAGUGUUAUGUAUGGCAGAGAUGAUGACAAAGAAUUUGUGUUUAACUGGCUCACAUCUCACACUGAUAACAAGUUAUCUAUACUUUGUAUUGUGGGCAUGGGUGGGUUGGGUAAGACCUCACUUGCUCAACAUGUAUUCAAUGACCCAAUGAUUGAUGGUAAAUUUGAUAUUAAAGCUUGGAUCAGUGUUCCACAAGAAUUUGACGUUCUGAAUGUAUCAAAAGCAAUUCUAGACACAAUUGCUGGUUCAACUGAUCAUAGUAUACAACAGGAACUGGUUCAGAGAAGGCUGAAAGAAAAAUUGACAGGGAAAAAAUUUCUUUUCGUUUUGGAUGACGUUUGGAAUGAAAGACAAUCUAAAUGGGAAGAUGUGCAGAAGCCUCUACUUUUUGGAGGCCAAGGAAGCAGGAUUCUUGUCACUACACGGAGUGAGAAGGUUGCUAUUACCAUGCGAUCAGAAAAGUACCUUCUGCAGGUAUUAAGAGAAGAUUAUUGUUGGGACUUAUUCGCAAAACAUGCAUUCCAAAGUGGUACUAAUCCUCAACCAGAUCCAGAGUUCAUGGAGAUUGGUAAGAAGAUAGUUGGGAAAUGUAAUGGGCUCCCUUUAGCCUUGAAAACAAUGGGAAGUUUAUUACACAAUAAAUCUUCCUUGUGCGAAUGGGAAAGCAUUAUGAAAAGUGAGAUAUGGGAUUUUUCAGAAAAUGAAAGUGAUAUACUACCAGCUUUAAGACUGAGCUAUCUAUAUCUUCCUUCUCAUCUGAAGAAAUGCUUUGAAUUUUGUGCCUUAUUUCCCAAAGGUUACAUAUUUAACAAGAAAUGUUUAAUUGAAUUGUGGAUGGCUGAAAACCUUCUAGAAAGUCCUGUACAGAAAAAGAGUCCUGAAGAAGUUGGUAAACAAUAUUUCAGUGAUCUAUUAUCAUUGUCCUUUUUUCAACAAUUAGGCAAGGAAGAGGGAGUGUGUUUUAUCAUGCACGACCUUCUAAAUGAUUUAGCAAAAUAUGUCUCUGACGGCAUCUACAUCAGGUUAGGAGUUGAUGAACUAAAAGGUAUACACAAGACAACCCGUCAUCUUUCAUUUUCAACCACUAGAUCCCUUUUUGAUGGGUUUGGGAGUUUGAUUGAUACUCAAAAGUUGCAUACAUUUAUUCCAACAAGUUGGUAUUGGUCUUGGAAAAUGUUAGCUGAUGAUAACUUCGUUUCCAAAUUUAAGUUCAUGCGUGUCUUAUCUUUGUCUCAUUGCCAUAACCUUAGAGAGGUGCCAAAAUCUGUAGAAAAUCUUAAGCAUCUCCGUUCAUUAGAUCUCUCCUAUACUAGCAUAGAAAAAUUGCCUGAGUCAAUAAGUUUACUCUACAAAUUGCAAAUACUAAAGUUGAACGGCCGUCGAAGAUUGAAGGAGCUUCCCUCAUAUUUGUAUCAACUCCACAAUUUGUGUUGCCUUGAAUUUAUAGCUUCUGGAGUAAGAAAUUUUCCAACACAUUUGGGAAACCUAAAAAAUCUCCAAGUGUGGAUGAGUAGCUUUUGCGUGAAGAAAAGUAAGGAAUUCAAUAUUCAGCUAUUAGGAGAACUCAAUCUUCAUGGAAGCCUAACCAUUGAUGAGCUUCAAAAUAUUGAGAAUCCCUCUUAUGCAUUAGAAGCAGAUUUGAAGAACAAACCACACCUUGUGGGCCUAAGGUUAAUAUGGAAUUUCGUGGGUUGCUCCUCUUUUGAUUCAAUAAAAGUUAGGGAUGUAAUUGAGAAUCUACAACCUUCAAAACACUUGAAGACAUUGUCAAUAGUGAACUUUUGUGGUAAACAAUUUCCAAAUUGGUUACUCAAUAAUUCAGUACCGAAUCUGGUGUCCUUAGUACUACGCAAAUGUAAAUCUUGCCAACGUUUACCUCCGCUUGGUGUUUUGCCAUUUCUGAAGAGGUUGGAGAUUUCAGGGUUUGAUGAGAUAGUGAAUAUUGAUGCUGAUUUUCAUGGGAACAACUCUUCUUCAUUUAAAUCCCUUCAAACAUUGGAAUUUUCCUAUAUGACUCAAUGGGAAAAGUGGGAAUGCCAAGCUGUGACAGGUGCUUUUCCACGUCUACAACGUCUUUCUAUAAGUUCUUGUCCCAAGCUGAAAGGACAGUUGCCAGAGUUUGUUGCUUUAAAAAAACUAGAAGUUUUUGACUGUGAACAACUAGAAGAUUUGAAUGUCAGUGCUCCAGAAUUACAUAUACAAGACUUCAGAAAGUUGCAAUUGGACUGGACUACAAUUAAAAGGGACAUUAUAUUCGACACUUCUUCGGAACACUUACACAUUUCAUCACCAUUGAAGUCGGUCAGAGAUGAUCCUGAUCCUCUUAGGAACUUUUCACUGAAUUUCUUCCCAUCAUGGACAACGCUUACUAUCAAUGGGUGUGCUAAUGUAGAAGAGAUGAUUUCACAUGAUCACACUAAUAAUCUUCUCGAAGAUCUAACAAUCAAAAAAUGUCCUAAAUUGGAAUCAUUGCCUGCAAACAUGCACAUGCUGCUUCCAUCUCUCAAGAGGUUGAGCAUAUAUGAUUGUCCUAGACUUGAGUCCUUCCCAGACAGAGGUUUGCCAUCAAAUAUAAGUUAUAUGACUCUCAUCAAUUGCUCUAGACUUAUUGACUCACUCAAAGGAGCUUUGGGAGGCAAUCCUUAUUGUUUGAGAAGCUUGUGGAUUGGAAAGAUGGAUGCAGAAUGUUUUCCCAAUGAAGGUUUGUUGCCACUUUCUCUUACUUCUCUGGCCAUAUCUCAUUGUCGAAAUCUGAAAGAACUGGACUACAAGGGUCUUCAUCAACUCUCAUCUCUCAAGACACUGAGUCUCUGUGUCUGCUCCAACCUCCAAUGCUUACCAGAAGAGGGUCUUCCCAAAUCAGUUUCAUAUCUUGAAAUAGGUGAAUGUCCAUUACUGAAAGAGCGUUGCCAGAAAGAAGGAGGCAAAGACUGGAAAAAGAUUGCUCACAUUGUUACUGUGAAGAUAUGGUAGCGAAGUUGUGUUUUUGAAUACUCAUGUUACCAAUUUUGUUUUUGUUUCGAAGCAAAGUGCAGCUAUAUAACCUAUAUCAUCAAGUCUUUAUUUUUUGUUUAAUAUUGGUCCACAAAAUUUAUUAGUAU
Vigna unguiculata (cowpea) is the source of this 3851-nucleotide messenger RNA. The record is from RefSeq and is a predicted model, not a curated record. NCBI's taxonomy places the organism in Eukaryota, Viridiplantae, Streptophyta, Magnoliopsida, Fabales, Fabaceae.